This is a messenger RNA of Mucor mucedo, 754 nucleotides long. RefSeq lists its product as uncharacterized. The coding region runs from base 90 to 518 and encodes 142 amino acids. The transcript is spliced from 5 exons. NCBI's taxonomy places the organism in Eukaryota, Fungi, Mucoromycota, Mucoromycetes, Mucorales, Mucoraceae. The record is from RefSeq and is a predicted model, not a curated record.
ACAUUCAUAUUAUUAGAAAUCCGACAUUUUAUCCAAAGAAAAAAAAAAAGACGGCAAAUAUCGCCAUAGCUUUUUUAACCGUUGAUAAAAUGUCUUGGGUCCAAAAAGAAAUCCGUUUAAACCAACGUAGAAGAGGAUGUCAUCUUGUUCAUAAAGAGAUUGUGGGUCAACUUCCCGAAUUGAAAACUUUCAAAAUUGGCAUGGCCAAUGUAUUUUUACAACACACUUCAGCUUCUUUAAUGAUUAACGAGAAUUUCGAUUCUGAUGUACAAAAGGAUAUGGAAAUGGGUUUAAACAAAAUUGUGCCCGAGGAUUUUCCCUACAUUCACACUGCUGAAGGCUCCGACGAUAUGCCUGGACAUUUAAAAUCAGGUAUUGUGGGUGUGUCGUUGAAUAUUCCUAUCACAGAUGGUAAAUUGAACUUGGGAACUUGGCAAGGAAUUUAUCUUUGUGAACAUCGUAACUCUGGUGGAUCUCGUAGAGUCAUUGUGACAUUACAAGGUCAACAAAAAAAGUAAAAAUAAAAUUAAUUAUAGAUUGACGGGUAAAAAAAUACACCUAUAAAUGACGAAUCGAUUAGCGAGUGUUGACGUCGGUAUAAAAAGCAAUCAUAACGUCAUACUAAGUGUUCUACGGAAUCCCAAUCAAUCUAUUUCUGUGGUAUUGCCUAAAACAAAAAAACAAAACAAAAAAAGGCAGGAAAGAAUGAAUAAGCAUGUAUUCAUUAUCAUGUUUGCCACACCGUGAAACCCUC